Molecule: messenger RNA, 1259 nt
Organism: Amphiprion ocellaris (clown anemonefish)
Lineage: Eukaryota; Metazoa; Chordata; Actinopteri; Pomacentridae
Gene: cdca5
Product: cell division cycle associated 5
Exons: 1
Coding region: 46-942 (298 amino acids)
Source: RefSeq, a predicted model, not a curated record
CUACGCGACUUUGGGCGGGCAUUUUGAACGGGACGCUGCUGUUGUAUGCAGUUCAGCCGCAAAGACCGGGAGAAAAUCAAAAAACGGGAGAAAAUCAAUAAGGAGGAUUUAGUGUUUAAUCGGGAAACGUUUAACAUGAACGAAGGGACGCCUGGAAAGGUGAUGGCGGAUUCUAAUAACCAGAGGAGACGGUCAGCGCGAUUAAACUCUCCUCCGCUAGCCGAGGCUAACAGGGACAACAAGAUGGCGGUGGCGGUGAAACGCUCCAUCACCGUGAGGAAGAUAGCGCCCCGAAAAACUGCCGCCCUGUCGGACCACGACAAGGAGAACACCCCAGGACGGAGGACCGGCUCGGAGGGCACUCAUAAGAACACCCCGGGACGGAGGGCCGGCUCAGAGGGCGUCCAGACGAAGAAGCACAGCGUCUCCACCCCGGGUCCUGCCCCGGAGAGCGGCGGCUCCUCCUCGGCUACGAGGAAGAAGAAACAGGCCGCCAUGCCCUCACCGAUCCUCCCGUCCUCCCCGCCGCCGGCCUCCCUCCCCCCGCAGCCGGAUCCAGAGGACUCGGUGUGGUCGCAGAAGGUCCGCCGGUCUUACAGCAGGCUCAGCGACAGGUCCUUCCGCAGCCCCGACUCCAGGGAGACUUUAUUCGGCUUUGAGAAGCUUCAGACCCCCGAGGUGAUCCGGAGACCCGAGCAGUCCAGGGCUGGAGGUCUGGAGGUUUCCGGGUCUCUGAACUCUUUCACGUCUCUGCUGGAGACUGAUGACGGCGGGUCGGUUUUCCCCGAACCGGACCCGAACAUCCCCGGAGUGGCCGUGGUGAAGGAGAAGAGGAGGAGGAGGAAGGUCCAGGAGAUCCCCUCUACGGAGCUGGAGGUUCUGGCUGCCAGGAUGAACGCAGAGUUUGAGGAGGCAGAAGAGUUCGAGCUGGUGGUGGAGUGAAUAUUCAGACUGAAAAACUUUAAAGAACUCAAGAAAUCUCUUCCUACUCCUCUGUUUUUGUCUCUAACAGGCUUAAAAACACCAAACUGUGGGAGGACAUCACUGAAAAACGUGAUUUUCACACUCAGAACAUACACAUUUCUGUUUAUUUCCACUUCUUUCUAUUGUAAAGUUGGAAUCUUUGGAUAUUUCUGUGUUCCUGGUUCAUUUAGGUGCUCCUAAUGUGGUAGUUUGUGUCGUUGUGUGGAGGUUUAGUGGAAAAGUUUAGGUUUGUUCUCAAAAUCAGAACGUCUCUAUAAUUAAAACAUUUGUGCAGA